Molecule: messenger RNA, 534 nt
Organism: Talaromyces stipitatus ATCC 10500
Lineage: Eukaryota; Fungi; Ascomycota; Eurotiomycetes; Eurotiales; Trichocomaceae
Exons: 3
Coding region: 1-534 (177 amino acids)
Source: RefSeq, a predicted model, not a curated record
AUGGACACCCCGUGGGCAGGCGAGGAUGUCACGCCUAAUAACUACGCCGCGAUUGUCCAGGUGAUAACAUGGAUGCUGAUGGCGAUAAGCGGUCUAGCUUUGCUCAUCAGACUGAUGACCCGGUUCUUCCUGACGAAGCGAUUCGCCUGGGAUGAUGUCCUCAUUAUCGUAGCAUUUGGCUUUUCAGUUUGCGAGGAUGUCACGUAUCUAGUAUCUGCUGGCCAGGCAUGGGGUCAAGUCUUUGCGAAUGACUUUCCGGCAGAGUCUCUCAUGCCGGCGUUGAAGAUAUCGAUUCCAGCUGGCAUUUUGCUCAUUUCCCCUAUCAAAUGGCACCGUGUCGCCUUGCAGGUCCUGGGCGGAUUCAUCGUCAUGUGGAUGGUGACCUCAGUAUUUGCGCUCACCUUCCAAUGCCCGCUGCCGGAUCCGUGGAACUAUAUUACAAAGACCUGCCCUAGUCGUGUGAGUUUUAUCACUAAUUGGUUACUUCAAAUGCUAAUGCCAGACCGGAUCAGCGUCCGAUUUUGUUUUAUGUGA